AUGGCUGCGCGCGCUUGCGUGCUUCUCUCCGCCCUUUGCGUGUGCGCAGCUCGCGAGUGUAUCGAAUUUAGGAUAUCCGAUAACAUCAUAACAAACAAUUUAUUCAAUGGGACUGUUUUAACACUAGACAAAAAUGAACCGCAGGAUCGUGAGACGGUCAAUUUAGUAGGGAUGUGGGAUAGAUUCCCUAAAAUUAUGGUGCCUAUGAAUGGAACAAGUCAAAAGUGCCGGCAUGACAGCCGGUUGUUUCUUAACAGCCUGGACCGAUUGGAGCUUUGGGCGUUAAAAAUGUUUGAUGCGACAGCAAAGCCUCCAUCCGGUAUAUUGAGUGGGAACGGCAACCAAUAUGGGGAUUUCGACGAAUGUUUGGGGAUCGACGGUCCCGUUAGAGGAAAAUAUUGUUUGGCUUCCUUGCAAGUCAGCUUAGGUGGAAGCAAAGAAAUGGAAAAUUUGGACUACCUCAUACACAGCGGCCAUUACAUAAGGAGUAACAUAACUGAUAUGGGCCACAGAGUGCCAAGGUACUCCAGUAUACUAUGGGGUGUGUGUAUACCGAGUUCCUGCAACAGUUUUGAUUUAGAAGACGAACUAAAUCAAAAACUGUCAAGCCUCGGAAUAUCGGUCAGAGUUCAAAACACGAUGUGCACAGUCAAAGAUUUUAGCAGACCAUAUUCUUUCGGUAAAACAUUAUCAAUAACAUUUUUCCUGGCAAUCUUACUUUUGCUGAGUUUGGGAACAAUGCUAGAUGACGGAAGAGAGGGCGGAACUAACUUCGAAAAGUUGCUGAACGCAUUCUCCUUAAAGCGUAAUUUUAAAAAACUUUUUGAUCUAACGGAUUCUCCGACGAGAGUUAAAGGAAUUGAUGCGUUCAGAGGAUUGAAUGCGUUCGCUCUGCUUCUUGCACAUAAGUCCAUGGCAAUGGCGCACAGCCCAUAUGUGAAUAAGACAAGUUACUCGGAGGUAUUUGGUAUGCCUUGGGCAGUGAUCGGGCGUUCUGCCAUAGUCUACACGGAUAGCUUUCUUUACCUCAGUGGCUUCCUCAACGCACACAACUUGAUGCAGGAACUGGAAAAGAAAGGCAGCAUUGACUUUAAAAACAGACUUCUGGUCAGGUGGUUCAGAUUAUUCCCGAUGUUUCUGAGCCUUAUGCUGUUUUGCACGUACAUCCUUCCUGACAUCAACAAUGGUCCUCAAUGGAACCUUGUGGUGGAAGAACAUAGUCGUGUCUGCGAAAAGAACAUGUGGAAGAGCUUCCUCUUUAUACACAACUACUUCGGCUUUGAGGAUAUGUGCCUAACACACACACAUCAAAUCGGCAUGGACAUGCAGUUGUACAUAGCUACCUUACCGCUCAUGUUCGUACUGUGGAAGUACAAGAAGCUUGGUCUAACCUUAAUAUUGGGAAUAUCUGUUGCCUCAACUAUCCUGAGGUAUCUCGCCAUACAUUGGUACGAUAUCAGCAUGUUCGUGUAUUAUGGAAUAUCUGUUCAGAAGCUUCUAGAUGCUGCUCGUUACUCAUAUAUUUUACCGACACACCGCGCAACGAUAUACCUUAUAGGAGUCCUCAUGGCUUACUUUAUAAAAUCAAAAAAAUCAUAUUUAAAUCUCAGUGAUAAUCAAGCCAGACUGGUAUGGGCUUGUAGUUUUGCGCUGGCCGCAUUCACAAUCGUUAGCCCUUACAAGAUGGGUCUAGAGGGUUACACGUAUGAACACCACCAAGCAGCCAUGUUCGCUGCAUUCACACCCAUACUCUGGGGUCUUUCUAUGUGCAUCGCCCACUGGUGUAUAUGCAACGAAUAUUCUGGAGUCGGGACGCCGUUUGUUGAAUGGCGUCUAUUUAAGUUCUUCAAUAAGAUCGCGUACGGCGUGUACUUGACCCAGUUCCCAAUAUUCUUCUAUAAUGUUGGUAUCCAGAGACAUUCGGAGUUCUAUACACCACUUCUUCUUACAAACGUACCUGAAAUCUUAGUCGUCUUCGUUAUUUCUAUUCUAACGACAGUGUCAAUUGAGAUGCCAUUCAACCAAGUGUAUAGGAUAUAUUUUGGUAAGUAUAAUAUUAUGACUUCUUGA
Molecule: messenger RNA, 2070 nt
Organism: Danaus chrysippus (African queen)
Lineage: Eukaryota; Metazoa; Arthropoda; Insecta; Lepidoptera; Nymphalidae
Source: the annotation of a GenBank genome assembly